UCUCAAUAGUCUUUGAAUUCUGGCUGGUAUCAUUCAAAGACUUUUCGUAGAACAUUUGCCAAAGCGCUCCCGGUCAAAUAUCAGAGUUAGAGUAUUCAAUGGUAACCAUAAGACGAAUUGUAGACAUACUUUAACACAAAACAUACGAUUUCUUGUUCAAAACAAGUCGAAAUGAGCAUUGUAGAAUCUCUAUAGUCGUGAUAGCGGUAUAAAGUUUCUGAUCAAACGAAACAUUCCAUUGAUGAAUGAAAGAAAACUAACUAACACUUCAAAUCUUAAAGAGUGAAUUUAUGAGUGGCAGUUCAGAAUUGUAAGAGUCAGAAACGAAGCAAGUUAGCGCUUAUAAAUGACAUCAACUUAUUAAUGACAUCAACAAAAAUGUAACAUUUAUGGAUAUGGAUACUCAAAAACUGUAAACUGACGAACAUUCGUUAUGUAUGCUGCUGAGAAUACUGAUUACCUGGUGCAAUCGCUCGUUGCCAUGACUAAAUACCUGAAAGAACAACAUAUCAACAUCCAGUCGGAGGCCUUUUUAUGCAACUCGAGAGUGAGUGAUGUAAGUCAUGGAAGAAUCAGGAAAUUAAAGACAAUGUAAAAGGUGUACACGUAUGCCACUUUAAAAUUGACGAUAACUGAAGUCACAAGUCAUUAAAAAUGGCGUUCUCAACUAGUGAUUGGAUACCUGCAACGUCAUUCCGCGGUGCUGGCCUAAAGGCCGCUGGAUCACGUUACCACACUGACGAUGACAUUCACUCAAACGCUGGGAAUUACUCCAAUGAUAUAAGUGUAAGAUUGACAAAAUCUAACAAUCAAGAACGCGAGCUGAGGAACUCAAUGCUUGCAUACAGUCAACGAAUGAGCGAAAUCAAUCGCGCGCGAGGAUACAACCGAUUUAGCCGCAGUGCACCCGAACUCUCAUCCCUUCAUGUUAAAGCAACACAUAUUCCUACGCAAAGUACGUCAUUGCCUAAAAUUCACAAACGUUCCAAAAAACGAAACAGACCUAAACAAUUUUUAAAGGACGAGUCGCCAAAUGGAGGUGAUACAUUAGCUACCUAUGGUGAUAUCAUAAACUCUAGUGAUAAACUACGCAAAGAAGGUAUUUCGUCCAGGGAACUUGCACGGUUAUCAAAGGCGACUGCGUCAGAUUUAUCAGACGUUAAACGUCUCUCAUAUCCAAAACUUAUUCCAAAUUUAACUUCGUCUGACAAUGACCAGGCAAAGAAAAUCGAUCACAGUGAUACAGAACAACCCAAAUCAUCAUUCCCAUCCAUCAAAAUCAAUGAUCCGUCAACGGAUUUUAAUAUAAAAGCACGGAUAGUUGCAAAGCUAAACGCACAACGGGAUAAAAUGGAACAGGUUAUGGGAAAUGGACAGCAAGUGAAUCCUCCAAGGAGAAGGAGAAAAAAGAAAAUCAAAGUGCCGCCAUCGUCUCCAUUGGAGGCAAUCCCGGAGUAUGUUUCUAGUGACGAAGAAGUGGCUUAUCUGAAUGAACAAGAUGAUUUGAAUUCCGACUUACACGUAGAAUCAGAUCAUAGUCAAAAUAUACAUAACACGCAUAGACAUAAUCAUUCAAAAUCAAACACUCCCAUCUCAAUGAAACCAAUGUUAGAUGCAAUACCAGAAGUGGACUCCUCUGUGAGAUAUACAAUUCAGAUUGUCGACGAGGAAGACCGGAUAUCUCCCCCCUCAAGUCAAGUCGCUCAGAAGAAGCGGCGGAAAUUAAACGAUUCUAAGCAUAAGAACGUUAAAUUUUCAAAAACAAUUAAAUAUCUGAAAUGAUAUAAUUUUAAUAUAUGAUGAUGUAAGGAAAUAAUAAUUUAAAUAGAUAUAAAUGGAUUAUUUAAAGAAAACCUUUUAAAAUGCCAUCUUUUAAUAUAUUCCAUUUCUAAAUAUAGGACUAUUCCGCAGUUCGACGUUUCUCUCGAUUUCAACUUCACUUUUAAGGUAGCCCUUUGCUCGUUAAGAAUUCCAAAUAUUGUCUACUACCUUAGAUAAAAUAUGAGUUGGCAAUUCGUUAUGGUUAUUACAAAUAUAAUUAUUUCGUUUCACAUUUCCAAUGUGAUGUUUAUGUUCGUUAGAAGGAGGUUGCUCAAAAAUCAUAAGGAUCAGACUUUUUGUGAACAUAGGCUCUGUAUUAACCAUUCCCAGUAAUCUACUUAAACGUUUCGUUCAGUGCAUAUAUAGCUGGUCACUCAUGGUCACGCAUGAUAAUGCUAUCUGGACGAGGUACGGUCGCCAUAGGAGGUAACACUGCACUAGACGACAGCUUAUAACACGCACAAGAAGAAGGAACACGAUGAAAUCGCCAGUGCACCCCUCCAACACAGAAUUCUGGAAGCCAUUGUUGGGUGUAUUGCUGGAAACAGCGCGAUCUUUUGGAGCAAAAUUGACACUCCGAGCCAGGGUUCCUGAAAUUAAAAAAAAACUUUUUUAUUUCAGAGGAAAUAUAAAUGAUUGCCAAACUUUCGUAAAGGGAGUCUAUAUAUUCUUUAAAGUACAACCCCGAACCUGACUCGUAAUACUUACUUACAGACUGUUUUCAAAAUAACAAAUAGGGGAAUGCACUCAUUCUCUAACUUGGCGGGUUUGAAAAAGUUCGUCAUUGUCGGGCAAAUAUCUUGACUUCCUUUUGGUACAUUCGAUUCGAUAUGUAUGUCUCUUUUUGGCGCUUCUUUUGCCGUAUCUUUAUUAUCUUGGGGUUUGACAUAUGGUUCUUUGACUUUUGGUGGAUCUAUAUGGAGGUCCUCUGGUUUCGAAGGUUCAUCUCCUAACAUUGGGCCUCCGGAGUCACCAUCGGCCGCUGUUUUUCCCUCUUCACUAUCUUUGUCCCCUUGAUCGCUAAAUGCAAUUUAUUUAAAUACGUUUUAAGUGGUAUGAUUGUAAAUCUAUAUAACACAUCUGUACUUGCAUUUUGUAGAAAAUAAGUCUGAAUUUACUCUAUACUUUCUAUUUUAUCAGUUUAAGUAUUUACACCAGAACACCAGACACGCUAUCCGUAGAGGAUUCAAUUCACAAAGACCAAUUUUCACUUCAAUAUGAAUGUUUGGCUUCUCUUCUCUCAUGAAACCUAUAUAAUUGAUAGAACAUUGAACAUAGCUAGUUAGCAUCGAUAUCAACCUGGCCCAAUUUGUUUCCAGGGUUUAAGUAUACCAUUAGAAAGGGAAAGUGUCGAGUGCGAGGAUAUGAUAAAAAAUACAAAAUGAUAAAAUAAAGCUUUCAUAAAUAGCAGAAAAUAUUAUAUUGUCCCUUAGAAUACAACCCAUAUCAAAUACCUCCAAAUAAAUUACCUUUAAACAUACAUUCGAAGAUCAGAACGGAGCAAAAAUCACCCGAUAUCAAAAGUGUGAUUGAUGGCCAAAUUAGACCAUAUUUCCCCACAUGCAAUGCAAGCGCAAGCGUAAAAUUAUGGUUUUUCAAAAUACUUACACCAUUGUAUCUCUACUUUUCCAGGCAAAUAAGGGGUCUGUGAGGACAUUUCCAAACAAUAGACUUAUCAAACUCAGAUAUAGAAGUGGUGACGCCCAUUCCAUCUGAAAGGA
Owenia fusiformis is the source of this 3542-nucleotide messenger RNA. Lineage: Eukaryota; Metazoa; Annelida; Polychaeta; Sabellida; Oweniidae. The record is from the annotation of a GenBank genome assembly.